This is a messenger RNA of Haplochromis burtoni (Burton's mouthbrooder), 630 nucleotides long. RefSeq names its product phospholipase B-like 1. Bases 82 to 609 code for a protein of 175 amino acids. Gene Ontology annotation, biological process: phospholipid catabolic process. Gene Ontology annotation, molecular function: glycerophospholipase activity. Gene Ontology annotation, cellular component: extracellular region. The transcript has 4 exons. The record is from RefSeq and is a predicted model, not a curated record. NCBI's taxonomy places the organism in Eukaryota, Metazoa, Chordata, Actinopteri, Cichliformes, Cichlidae.
UCCUCUUUACUUCUGCCACUUCUGCUCGAACCAUUUCUAUGUCCCGCAGCAGUUUUAGUUUUUAGCUCCAUUCUCGCAGACAUGUCUCCACUAAAUUGGUUACAUGUCUGUCUUUUGUUCAGCGUGGCUGCGACCUUCGGCUCUGCUGACAAGCUGACAGCAGCCACUGUGUACUGGGACCCUGAUCACAAGCUUGUCAAGUUAAAGGAGGGGGUGAUGGAGGUCGAGGGGGAUGCUUACGGGUUCCUGAAUAACACCCUAUCCAGUACAGGCUGGAGCGUCCUGGAGAUCCGAGCAGGGUAUGGAAAAACUCCUGAAACGGAUGAGAUCACUUUCUUCCUGGCUGGCUACCUCGAAGGUUUCCUGACCGCCCAGCAGAUGAUGGACCACUACACCAACAUGUACCCGCAGCUGAUCACCGAACCAAAGAUGCUCGACCCAGUUCAGAAAUUUAUGGAGAAGCAGGACUCAUGGGUCAGACAGCAGGUGAAAGGGAACAAGAGCUCCGAUCCUCUGUGGAAACAUGCCGGCUUCAUCAUGGCUCAGCUGGACGGAUUGCAGGCAGGAGUGGCAGCGUGGGCCAAGAAGCAAGGGAAGAAGGUAGGAUAACCAUGUGACCAAAAACAAGAA